CCCAGACCUCACUCACUUUCCAAUAUGGCGGUUUUUUCUAAACGAGGAGUGAGAAAAUUUUCAUUCUUAUUUGCUCGAAAAAUAAUACCUACUUUUGCCUGUAUAUAGGGCAAUAGGUCGCAUAUUCUAAGAAGAAAGCUUUCUAAUGAAUUUUUUUAUACUAAAACUUGUUGAACGCGAUAAAAAUGGCUGAAAAUGGGAUGAAAUUGAGUAGCAUAUCGUACAAAAAUAUGAAGAUUCUGGCACCUAUGGUUCGUGUAGGAUGCCUGCCAAUGAGAUUACUUGCUUUGAAAUAUGGAGCUGACCUUGUCUAUUGUGAGGUAUGUUUGUUAAACAGUGAUUAAUACACAGUAUUACGGUUAAAGUAGAUUGCCUACUGCAAACGUUAAUAUACAUGAAUCAUGAUCCAUGUAGACAGUAGACCAUUGAAAUGAAUAUUUAUACCUGGAACACUACUUUCAGAUAAACUGCCUAUCUUUCUCUUGAAGCCAAAAUCUGACACCCCCCCAGACAUGCGUAUUUAUAUCAUGAUUGACUGAUUGAGCACUCUUCGCAUGCGUGAGAAGACUGGGACUGGCCUUCAAGUUUGGUUUCAAAUUUCCGCAUGGAGGUAUAUAGCGUUCCAGUUGUAGUUUCAAUAUCUGAAGAAUAUCUCUCGUUUUAAUUCCAACAGGAAAUUAUUGAUCACAGAUUUCUGAGAUGCUCAAGAGUGGAGAAUGGUUGGUUUCAUAAACAUAGAUUUCACUAGAUUUGUAAUGUUUAGCCAGUUUGAUUUGAGUCAUUUGACACUUUACACCUACUGAUGUGGCCCGGUUAGGGCAGGUAUGCAUGUUGCUUGUCUGAUUUUCAAAACAAGUAAUGUUACUGCUUGGAAACAUUGCUGUGUCACUUUCGGGAUUUUGUUAUUGCUUUCCAACUUUUCCAUGUCACUAUCACAAUUUAGACAAAGAUGUGUCCAAUGUCACUAUUUUAGUUUCUAUUUGUUGCCAUUUCAAGGCAAUGUCAUCUCUUGGAAUUUACCCUAACAGGGCCUCAUUAAUCGCUUAUAAGCAUUAGUGAUUAAACCUCUGUUGUCUGUGCUUUACAAUAAGCCUCCCUCAUGUUUUCUAGCUGUCUUACAAAGUGUUGAUUAUGUACAUCCAGAUGGCAAUGUUGUGUUUCGAACUUGUAGCAAGGAAACAGACAAACUUGUUUUUCAAAUGGUAAUUAUGAACUAAAGUGUUUUUUUUUUAAACUGUUCAAAGGAACAUCUAAGGUCUUGUUAAACUUGAUUAUUAUAUUUGUUUUAGGGAACGUCUGAUCCAGAGAGAGCCCUACAGACUGCUAAGAUGGUGUAUGUUCUGUUUUAUGAACUUUUACAAGAUACUGUAUGCAAAAUAUAAAUUAUAUGUCUUUAGACGAAUUUCAUAAUACAAAUGGGUUUGUCAAUGCCAGUCAUACAAAUGAGGCCAAGAAGGCUUAUUAUGAUGCAUAUUUAAGAAUAUUCAAACCACUGAUCUAAUAGUAUUAGAUCAGUGAUUCGAACCCAUUUGUAUUAUGAAAGUGGUCUACUUGUCGAAUGUUGCAUUGCAAAACAAUCUUUUUCAUUCAAUUUCUAGAGAACAAGACGUCUCUGCUGUUGAUGUCAACAUGGGCUGUCCUAAAGAUUAUUCCAUCAAGGUUGGAACCAUGCCGUAAAAUUUGCUACUUCAAAAAUCGCAGCUAGUGGUUGGUUUUUGUAGGCUAAUAUAUCACUAAGAGUUUGUAUUUUUGUUUUUAGGGAGGGAUGGGUGCUGCUCUACUGAAAGAUCCGGAAAAAGUUAAAAAUGUGAGUCCUGUCAUGCUGUUGCUUUUUCAACAUUAAAUUUCUGUUCUUAUAUUCAAAAUUUGACUUUCAAGUACUGUUUAAUAAACGAGUAGGAGUGUUUUAUCACAUAUAAAACACGACGCGUAGCGGAGUGUUUUGUAUGUGAUAAAACACAAACUACAAGUUAUUAAACAGCUUCAAAAAUGUCUCAGUUAGAUCACGGCAUUGGCGAAAUAAUUUUCCAAAAUAAUUUUAUAUUAGCUGAGAAAAUACAAGUUGAAAUUUGAAGCGUUUUUUAUCACAUAUAAAGACACGCCACGCUUAUGAUUUCUCUUUGUGUUUUCCUCAUGAAUUAUUAAUGAGUUUUUGAAACAGUGUUAAAGUUUUAUUUUGUGUUAUGUUGUAUUCCAGAUUCUUACAGCUCUAGUUGAAGGUGUCUCUAUACCUGUCACAUGUAAAAUAAGAAUUUUACCAACGGUAAGUGGAGUUAAACCAAAACUCUCCCUUCAUAGGUAUAAUCUAGUAAAAUCUCUAUCGUGACUGUUUGAAACUUGAAAGAGACAGUUAAUUAAAAUAAUGUGCAUUCAACUUACAGAUCUUGAAAGAUCAAAGCUUGUUACAACAUUUUAAGGAGAACUGUGCUAUUUAUUCAGCUAUUAAAUAUGAAUUAUUCUAACUUGUUAGAUUGAAGAGACUCUCCAUUUAGUUCGAGUGAUUGAAGGUACAAAAGUGUCAGCUCUUGCUGUCCAUGGCAGGUAAGAUAGAUUCUGGUAUGGAUUAUGGUGCAUUAUAGCCAGGACUUCCAUUAGUAAGUCAGUUCGUCAGUCAGUCAGUCUGAUCAGAGCUAUUGCACAAAAACAAAGUUUGUCAACAGUGAUAGAUUCAUUUUUGUGCACCAAUCUCACAAUUGGGAAUCGACCAUUUGACUCCCAAGGUCACACAAGUGCAGACCACUAGCAGACCCCUAAAAACGCGAUUUAGUUUAAAUACUCAACACAUUUUAGUUUAAUUUUAAGAUGUUCUCAGCUGAAACAUUUCUCAUGUUUCUUCAACAGAGAGCAACACGAGCGACCAAGACAUCCAGUGCAUAAAGAUGUGAUCCGUAGAAUAGCAGAGGAGUUGAGCAUUCCAGUCAUUUGUAAUGGUGGAUCAACGGACAUAAAAAAUUAUCAAGAUAUGGAGCGAUAUCAAGAAGAGACUGGUACCGACUCUGUGAUGGUUGCUCGAGCUGCGCAGUGGAAUCCUUCGGUGUUCAGGUUUGUCCUGCGUGCUCCUUACUGGAAUAAUACUCAACUCCAUUGAAUGACACGACUGAAGUGUGAAGCCAAAGAUGGGAGAUGUUGGUCGAAUUGUCGUCAAUUCUAGUGCUGGGCCGUAAUAGAGCAACGUAUCGUCCAAUCCCGGAGUAUGCCCGUUCGUAGGUUAGUCAUGCCCAACACCUAACCUGCAAACAGACAUACUCUGGGUACAAGACUGGCAAUGUAUUAGUCUAUUAGAUAAUAUUAAUAAAUAUGAAUUUUCCGCCCAUUUAUAAUUUUAUGAACCAAAUCAAGUUAAAAAUCAAUGAUGAAGUAUUUCUUCACCGUUUAGAAAAGAGGGACCGUUACCUUUAGAGACUGUCAUUAGAGAUUUUAUUCAAUUCGUAAGUGUUUACAAUUAUUGAGCAUGUAGGGGCAUGUGAAAUAAAUAAAUGUAGUUGAUUCAGCAUUAGAAUGAUAUAUUGUGUAUAUUGUAACUCAUUGUAUUCCAUUGUAACUUUUUAAGCUUUUCUUUACAGGCAGUGGAAUACGACAAUACAUUUUCCAACACCAAGUACUGUCUAGCUCAGAUGAUGCAUGGAGUCCUGGAAACGCCUGAAGGAAUAAAACUAAAACAUACUAGAACCAUGAAGGAGUUAUGGUACAUAUUUUAUAAAUAAUGCCCAAUACAUUGUAUAGUCAUAGCGCACAAGCUUCGAGUUCUAUUCAAGGGAAAUAUUUCACAGUGCUAUAUGUUAUAGCCAUUAUUAAGUAGUUAGCCUGCGAGAAGGCUCACUGGCUUUUUAGCGCUGCCCGUAACCCAGGAAGGCCUGCUCGCAGGCUGAGAAGUAGUGCUAGAGCUUCUGCGCAAAAUUAGUAGGUUCACAAACUUUGUCUACCUACUAAUUUUGAGCAGCUCUUUACAGUAGUUGACCCAGUCUCCUCAUCAACUUUGUAGCCAAUAUUUAUGACUAUAUAACUCGCUGUUGAUAUCGUUUGCUUCGUUUUAUUUCCAGUGACAUUUGGGACUUGGGAGAUUACUUAAUGGAAAGCGAAGAAAAACGUCGAUUAAUUGCUGAAAGUUUAAAAAAGGUACAGGACAUUGAAGUAUAAUGCAUUGCGAAUUCAUUGGUACAAUUACAUCAAAUCAUGACAAUUUUAUCCGUUCUACCGUUUUCAGGAAUGUGUUUCAGGCAAGAGAAAGAGGGAAGAUGAUGUCAAUGAAAUGGACGUCACGUAUAACAGGUUUCGUUUUGAAAAAUGUUUUCUGAAUUAUGUUCAAAAGCUAACUUAAGAAGCUUUUGUGAUUAUUUUUUAAACUCUUCGUAGCCGUAUUGUCUCUUCCCGUACGAGUGGUUAAUAGUUUUACUUCUGUAUAUUUUUCAGACAACACUAUGGCAACACCACCCCAAAGUGCAUUCUUUUCGCCUGGACAAAGUAUGUCAUGAAUACACAGUGAAUGUUUAUGAGACGAAUAUCUUUCUGUUUAAUGGACAACUUGCAUGGUAGACUAAAUUUUAAUCUAAGUAAGGGACCGGUCAUUAUUUAUGGUUGGGGGUGGCACCGAAGAGAAAUGUUUUUUGUGGCAAAAAUUUUGCUGACCCAACCAUUAAAAAGCCAAAAAUUUGAUUACCCAACCUCAAAUAUCGAUUAAAAAAUAAAUACCCACCCCUGGCAAAAAAACUUUACAAACGGAUACCAUUCAGUUGUCACACAUGUCCUUUACCACUUCUGUGACAUGAGUUUGAUAACUGCUUGUGCAAUUUUCUGCAGUCUAAAAUUUCAUGUUGUCUGCACAUGUACUUUCUUUUGAGGCACCAUCUGUCUCUCAACAUAUCGGAAUAUUAUCAAGAUAGUGACUCCGAUUGAUUCACAUAUUAUAUUGACAUCUGACUGUUGACAGUGCUUCUUGGUCUCCAAUAUUUCAGUGAGUCAUGCUUUGGAAAUGACAAUAAAUUUUUAUUACCCAACGCUUGAGUUGUUUUCUUUUUCAUUUACCCAACCUUUUACUCGCUCAAAAUUUUGUUUACCCAACCCUUUUCUCUUCGGUGCCACCCCCGCCAUAAAUAAUGACCGACCCCUAAAGAGAAGGGAAUCAAACACAACAGUUAAAAAGAACAUAAUGAAAUUAGUAAAAUUGCAAAAUUUGGUUGCGAAAUGUUGUAAAAUACAGAAAAUAUAGCCUUGCGAAGUUUGCACAUUUUCAGUAUAUUUGUAUUACGUGCGGAAAUUGUUACCAUUUUCGGCUCAAAAAUGGUAACAAUUUCCGCACGUAAUACAAAUAUACUGAAAAUAUGCAAACUUCGCAAGGCUAUAUUUUCUGAGUAUUUUACAACAUUUCGCAACCAAAUUUUGCAAUUUUACUAACGGGAAUUUUCUUUUUUUUGCCUAAAUAAAAAAAUAGUCUAACAUGCAAGUUGUCUAUUGUCAAGCAAAGUAUAUAUUGAAAUAAUUUUCCCAGUUGUAAAAACUUUAUCCUUUUCAUAUUUCAGGAAACAAGGAUUGAAGCAACCUUUUUAUGAUUCGGUGAGCGAAAACCGUAAACCUUAGUACAGUAGGGAGGGCCAAUUUUCAGUACCUUGCCAUGCCGUUGUUGGUAUCCGAAUUACCUGAAAAUCGUAUUCACCAGUGGUGAAUUCCCGGGGGGGGGGGGGUUGGCCUUUUUUGUGUUCAUUGAUACAUAAUAAAGUACUUAUUGACUGGGACUUUCCUCGGUCCCAGUCAAUAAGUGUUAUCGGUAAGCUGUAGAGCCCAAGCCCCAGCGCGGUCGGCCGCUGCCAAAAAGCGCGCGAAAUUUCAAAAGCCGAAACAAAAUUUGCACGUGGUAUAAGAUUCGCUUCAUUAAAGAAAGAUUAACUGUUCAAAUUAUGGUCAGAAAAAGACUGUGACAGCAUCAGAAAGGUAACAAAAUAAUGCAAAACUAUCUUCAACGAGUAUUUAUUAUUUCCUCUAUGCAGUCUUAGCUUUUUGUUGACAUUCUUUGUGUUCGCUUCGACAUGCAGAUAACAUAUUGACCUCGGUCUGAGUAAUUCUUGAUAAUUCUUGAUACCAUACUGAGCUUCACCAAACGAUUGUUUAUUAUUAUUCAAGGUUGAAAAUGAAGAACGUGUAUUUACAAGUGUGGUCAGUGUCAAUGGGGCAAAAUAUACGUCAACUUCUGGGUAAGAACUGAGACUGAGUAUCGUAUUACAUGUAUUAAACAGGGUUCGUACAUGUCAGGAAGAGUCAAAUUCAAGGACUUUUCAAGGACAUUCAAGGCCAUGUAUCAGCAAAUUCAAGGUCCCAAGGACUAAAUACUGAAGAGAAGGCGUUAGAAAUCAGCAAAAUAUGACGUUGAAUUGUUCAAAACGUAACUUUAUAAUGAGGUCAGAUAUGAACAUGCAAAAUCAGUUCAACAAAAUGUCCGUCUUGAAUGUCAAACAAUUUCAGAAAAUAUCCAAAAACUAAAGCAAGAAGAAUUCAAGGACAUUCAAGUACUUCUUUACAAAUUCAAGGACAUUCAAGGCCUUGAAUUUUUGUUUUCAAAUUCAAGGACAUUCAAGGACUUGCAUAGCCUGCGUGGCAGGCCCUCAGUUUUAUGGGGGGCCUGAUUUGCAACGGGCAGGACUCUGGCAGAAUCCUGCCCGUUGCAAAUCAGCCCCCAUAAAACUGAGGGCCUGCCACGCAGGCUAGGACUUUCAAGUUUUGUACGAACCCUAAAGCCCCGUACAGACGAGCUAGUUUUCCUUGACAAGUUUACUUUCUCAGCUUGUGUACGGUCGACAAGUUUUCCUCGAACACAAGUUUUCCUCGAGACUGGCUUAAGAUUGGAGCUGAGCCUUUUAACUGACAUUUAAUCAAUUUCUAAUUUUAUGGUUUUAGGGAAAAAAGUAAGAAAUCCGCGGAACAACUUGCUGCUUUGGUUUGUCUAAAAUACUUGGGCAUAGAUGACAUGAAAAUAAGAAGUUGAAAAAAUAUACCCUCAACAUAUGAGCUGGUCGCGAAUUUUUGUUUCUUAUAUUUGAAUUCCAUAAUUAUUCAAAUACGCUUGUUGUGUUAUGCAUCUAAACAACCUCGUAUCCAGGGCUCUUUAUUCUAAAGGAAUUGAUGCAGGAACAUGGUUUAUGACAUAUCAGAUUAAAUGGUACACAAUUGCUUUUUCAAAAACAAUUAUUUAUUUAUUGAACAUGAUACAACAAUUCACAAAUUUUAUAUUUCAAACAUAUAGAUAUCACACUGCACUUUGUCAAAUUAACGUUAUAGUGUUAACGAUACGAGUAACCACCUUGGCAAACUAGAAAAAAUGUUGUAGAAAUAUUGUUUUAGGGCCAGUAGCCAUAUUGGCAUAUGUCCCGAAUGUGAGCAAAACCAGGAAAGAUUGUUUCCCCAACAAAAUGUUAUUUGUUUGGAGAUAUUUCGCGUCCUGCGAAGGGAUAUAUAUUUCAAACCUUUCCUCAACAUUCUUUCCUAUACUUGGACCAAAGCUUUGUUUAAACUGACGUAAAAACUGGUAGUAAACAAAUUUAAAACAACACUACAACUGUGCCUAACCGACCCUGGAGCACUUUACAUAUUUUCAUGAGCAAUUUUGUUUAACAGUUCGUAUUUCUCGGCGGCAGGGAAAAAUUUCUUCUUGAAGAAAACACUGAUUUUCAGACACCACAAACUAAAAUCAUCUUCGAAAAUAACUGGGUCACUUUUCUCUUGUUCAUCUCCAUUUUUCUUGUCACAUGGUGGUGGAGCUGUCUGGCUGUGGUCCGUAUCU
This is a messenger RNA of Paramuricea clavata, 7768 nucleotides long. NCBI's taxonomy places the organism in Eukaryota, Metazoa, Cnidaria, Anthozoa, Malacalcyonacea, Plexauridae. The record is from the annotation of a GenBank genome assembly.